AGGUCAAAGCUCCUUGUACCUGCUGCAUUAAGCGCCGAACAACAGGUAACAUCCCUGCUCUUACCAGAAACCACAAUGGAAGCUGCCAUCACCACCCUCAUCACUCAGUUCAAGACCUGCGCGGGGAAGGACGGAUCCUCCAGCACCCUGAGCAAAGAUGAAUUCCACAACCUGGUGACCUCUCAGCUUCCCAACUUUGUCAAGAACGCCAGCGACUCGGCAGCCAUCGACCAGCUCAUGGUCUCCCUGGAUGAAAACAACGACGGCGAGCUGACUUUCCUUGAGUUCUGGCAGCUGAUUGGAAAACUGGCAAGCAAGCAGGGAGGCUUCAGUCAGUAGAGGUCUGCCUUGUCAGUCAAGUUGUGGCUUUCUACAGAUUGUGCAACACCAUCCAACUGGAUUCUGAAACCAAACUGUAACCUCCGGGGCAUUUUAUUUCUUUUAUCUGUGUCAGUGCCACAUGUGUAACUCUUUAGUUAACCAUUUGUUGGACACAAGGAUGUUGGCAUUAAAAGCUUCAUUGUCUUGAACUCU
This is a messenger RNA of Myripristis murdjan (pinecone soldierfish), 534 nucleotides long. RefSeq names its product S100 calcium binding protein A11 (gene s100a11). Lineage: Eukaryota; Metazoa; Chordata; Actinopteri; Holocentriformes; Holocentridae. The coding region runs from base 76 to 339 and encodes 87 amino acids. Gene Ontology annotation, molecular function: calcium ion binding; calcium-dependent protein binding; transition metal ion binding. The transcript is spliced from 3 exons. The record is from RefSeq and is a predicted model, not a curated record. Gene Ontology annotation, cellular component: perinuclear region of cytoplasm.